Drosophila hydei is the source of this 527-nucleotide messenger RNA. RefSeq names its product lysozyme A/C-like. The record is from RefSeq and is a predicted model, not a curated record. Gene Ontology annotation, molecular function: lysozyme activity. Bases 38 to 460 code for a protein of 140 amino acids. The transcript has a single exon. NCBI's taxonomy places the organism in Eukaryota, Metazoa, Arthropoda, Insecta, Diptera, Drosophilidae.
UUUAGCUAUUCCUCAUCAGUUUCUGAAAAUUGUAAACAUGAAGGCCUUCAUCGUUCUGCUUGCUCUGGCUUUUGCCGCUCCCGCUUUCGGUCGCACCAUGGACCGUUGCUCCUUGGCCCGCGAGAUGUCCAACUUGGGCGUUCCCCGUGACCAGCUGAACAAGUGGACCUGCAUUGCCGAGCACGAGAGCUCCUACCGCACCGGCGUUGUUGGCCCCGAGAACUACAACGGCUCCAACGACUACGGUAUCUUCCAGAUCAACAACUACUACUGGUGCCAGCCUGCCAACGGUCGCUUCUCCUACAACGAGUGCGCCCUCUCCUGCAACGCCCUGUUGACCGAUGACAUCACCAACUCCGUCCGUUGCGCCCAGAAGAUCCAGCGCCAGCAGGGCUGGUCCGCAUGGUCCACCUGGAAGUACUGCAAUGGUGCUCUGCCCUCCAUCAACGAUUGCUUCUAAACUAAUCCCUGAUUCGAUUCUUGUUUUUUUACCAAAAUAAAAUUAAAUGUUAAAUUAAAAUUGUAAA